This is a messenger RNA of Aaosphaeria arxii CBS 175.79, 1968 nucleotides long. Its product is annotated as glycoside hydrolase family 28 protein. The record is from RefSeq and is a predicted model, not a curated record. The transcript has a single exon. NCBI's taxonomy places the organism in Eukaryota, Fungi, Ascomycota, Dothideomycetes, Pleosporales. Gene Ontology annotation, molecular function: polygalacturonase activity. Bases 333 to 1892 code for a protein of 519 amino acids. Gene Ontology annotation, biological process: carbohydrate metabolic process.
AUUCCAUUAUGGGGGAAAAGUUCGCGUUUUGGCACCAGUUGGGCCGAUUCCAGGAACAUUUGCAAGGAUCAUUUGGACGGCUAAGCGGGGAGAUCUAAACGAACUUGCGGUGCUCGCCUCGUGUUUUCGACAUUGAAUGCUGGGAUUGAAAUCCAUGGUGCCUCCAGACAAAAUUGGUAUUGGUACAGCCCCCAGUCUAUACUAAACGCACCACAUUAAAAAUAGCAACUGAUAGACCUUUGGACAUAUAAUUAUAUCGUGUGCAACUUCCCAUGGUUUGAUGCUGUAGGUGCGACCAUCUAUUCCAUUGAUUGUCAUCCACCACCGCGACUAUGGUCAGGUCUACUCUUUUGCUAGCGGCGCUGUCUGCUAUCUCACUCGUUUCUGCCAAAUGGGUGGACUAUGAUCGCCCAGAAGACAUCUAUGCCAAAUCCGGGAUGUACUCCGUUAAGGUCAACGGAACAUAUGCGAAGACGGUCAGCUAUAAUCAGUACGACUAUCUUCAUAUAUCGAUGAGCGAAGGCCCCAGUACCGAGUUCCGAGUCGCAGCCGUUGAUGGACAAAAGAUUACAGAACAGCCAGUGAUUUCGCCAAAACAACUCCCAAUCGUAUCCAGAAUCGAAGGCAAUGAGCUGAUCUUCUCGCUCAAGAAGGUCCAUUAUCUCAUUAUCAAGUUCAAAGACAAGAAGGAACUGAUCAUCGCGAUUGAUCCUCUCGAGACGGAUGUGCCUCCAUCGAAAGGAGAUGGAAUCUUCAAUGUACUCGACUACGGUGCAGACAACAAAGGAAAGGGAGUCACUACUGGAAUUCAGAAAGCUAUGGAUGCGGCAGCAAAGAAACCCGGAAGUAUUGUCUACGUACCCCCGGGCUUGUAUCUUAUCGGCAACCUAAUGCUGCGCAAUCGCACAUCGCUCUACCUUGCAGGUGGAUCUGUGCUGAGGAAUACGGCGAAGAAAUCUGACUACAAAGUACUUUGGACCAAGUCCGACCUUGGUGACGGGACAUGGUGGAUUCAGACGGAGUUUGACUCUCAAGACAUCAAAGUUUAUGGUCGAGGAACCUUAGACGGCAACGGCAAGGCUUCAGUGGGAGCGUCGCCAAAACUCGUCGCAGAUAUAUUGGUACCAGUUGGCACGACAAACUUCAAGUGCGACGGUAUUCUCGUCCGUGAUAGUUCGUUCUGGGCUGUAUCGUUGAUCCAAGUCACCGAUGCUACUAUCACAAACAUCAAGAUCUUCGAUCGCUUCGACGUGAAGCAGAAUGAUGGCAUCGACGUCAAUGAGUCCACGAAAGUCAGAGUAAGGAGAGCGAUUGCUGUGGCCAACGAUGACAGCUUCUCCACGAAGACUUGGCCGCAGGAUGUUGGUACUACGGUUCCAUACCCUUACCCUCCUCGACCACUUCGUGACGUGAUCUUCGAUGACUGCUUUGCGUGGACCUACUGCUACGCCUUCAAGGUUGGCCAGGGCGUCUACCAGGAACAGGACGGUGUCACUUUCAAGAAUGGAGUGGUCUACCGUGCGGGUGUAGGCCUCGGUAUUCAUCACUUAUUUGGCACUGCUGCGGCCAAGAACGUUCGAUUUGAGAACAUGGAUCUAGAAAGGGUUGAGGGUGAGCCUGGCGGUACUGGAGCGUGGCUUGCCGUAUUCGUCCAUGACAACGGCAAGGGUGUUGGCCCUAUCCAAAAUGUCUAUGUCAAGAAUAUUCGAGCCCGCAAACUAGGAAAAUACCAGGCUAAGCUUGCUGGCGUUGAUGAGAAAUCCAUGGUUGACACCGUCACGUUCUCGGAUGUCUUCAUGUUGGAGAACAAGACCGCAGCAACGAACCUGGACCAGUUGAAUGUCAAGUGGCGGCAAUUUUCGAAGAACAUCAAGUUCGAUAACACGAAGUAAUCAGAGCCCGAAACUGGGGAGGCAUUAUCUCAUAGCAUACAAUUAUCAAAUAUAAUGUAAUCACAAUUCUAGUCAA